UAUGCAAAAUAAGGAUGGCUUAUUCUUUUAGAGUCAACUCUAUAUAACCAGGUAGUGUGAGCCUAUAAGUUUGAUUGAAUAUGUGAUUGAUGAUGUCUAGCCAAAAUAACAGAUGAAUCAAAAAAUACCAUUAGGCCUUUAGGUUUCAGAUCGAUAAUAAAAAAUGAACAUUCCUAAGGAAAAGAGUAUAGAAUUGCUGAAAUAAUCUAGAUAGUCAAUCCAUCCAAAUCUAAUGUGGCUCAUCAUACUUAUUAAAGGAGUAAUUGCAAAUAAUAACCUACUUCUAAAGGCAAAAAUUGGAUUAUAAAGAAAUUAAAAGAAGAUAAGUAAACUUAGUAAGUAGUCACUUGUUUGCCUAAUUUGCCUAAACCCAUCUAAAAUCAAGGGAAAUUAUUUUCUAAUACAGCUUCUAAAUAGGUUAAAUAGAGAUUGAACAAAUUCAUAGUUGAUUAGAAAAAGAACCAAUUCCUCUAACAAAACGACAUUUUAUUAGGACAAUAUUUUUCUUAAUAUCGUUUAAGUAAUACUAUUAUAAAAAGUAUAAAGAUAGAUUCAAAUCAGAAUCUCCGAAACAAUUGCCAAUUUACGAUGUUAAUUUUGUUCAGAACUUUUAAUAAUUUUUCUUUUGA
Messenger RNA from Paramecium octaurelia, 629 nucleotides. Lineage: Eukaryota; Ciliophora; Oligohymenophorea; Peniculida; Parameciidae. The record is from the annotation of a GenBank genome assembly.